Messenger RNA from Eufriesea mexicana, 669 nucleotides. Its product is annotated as metallo-beta-lactamase domain-containing protein 1. The coding region runs from base 37 to 669 and encodes 210 amino acids. The record is from RefSeq and is a predicted model, not a curated record. The transcript is spliced from 4 exons. Lineage: Eukaryota; Metazoa; Arthropoda; Insecta; Hymenoptera; Apidae.
CGUAAAUGUUUCACAUUUACAUUUAAGUUUAAAAAAAUGUGUGAAGUUAUUGUAUUAUUUAAUGGUUAUUCUACAAAGCUUGACGAUAGAACAAUGAAAGCAAAUUGUUCUUGUACAUUAAUAAAGGCAACAAAGAAUAUUAUUGUUGAUACUAUGACAGCUUGGGAUAGAGAAAAAAUAAUACAAGCACUUACUGAACAUAAUAUUACACCCGAAGAAAUUGAUUAUGUUGUUUGUACUCAUAGUCAUGCUGAUCAUAUAGGAAACAAUAACCUGUUUAUUAAUGCAGAACAUAUAAUUGGAACUUGUAUUCACCGUGGUGACUUAUUUUUCGAUAAAAAUUUAAAAAACGGAUAUAAAAUUUGUCCAGAAGUUGAAGUUAUAGCUACCCCUGGUCAUACAGCAGAUGAUGUUACAGUUUUAGUUGAAGCAUCAAUUUCUGAAAAAUCCACAUGUUUUGCUAUAACAGGAGAUUUAUUUGAGAAAGAAGCAGACAUACUAAAUCCAUCAAUUUGGAAAGAAUUAGGAACUAAAGAAUUACAAAAAAUUCAAUCACAUAUGCGAUCCUAUGUAAUAAAUUUGGCAAAUUUUAUAAUACCUGGACAUGGACCAAUGUUUGUUGUGACUGAUGAGAUGAGACAAAUAAUUAAACACCAAAUAAUUGUAUAA